ACUACGGCUGCUCCAGCCGCAACUACAGCUGCUCCAACCGCAACUACAGCUCCUCCAACUACUACUACAGCUACUCCAACCUCAACUACAGUUUCUUCAGUUACAACUACAGCUGUACAAUCUACAACUAGUGUUUCUCAAGCCACAACCAUAACUUCAUCAAAUACAACGACUGAUACAAAUACAUCUACUGCAGGGGCCGUAACUACAGCCAUUCUGACAACAACUACAGCUUCUCAACUUACCACAACACAACAGUCAAAUACAACUACUUUGUCAAAUAUAACAACUUCAGCUGUUUUUCAAAAUACAACUCUGGCCCCUCCUGUUACAACUACAGCUCCAAACACGUCCGCGGUUACAACCACAGCUUCAACUAAUGUUUCUCAAGCCACAACCAUGAAUCCAUCAAAUCUAACUACUACCAUUGCAAGUUUUGAAAAUACCACCACUAACAACGCCUCGGCAAUCACUACAGCCGAACCCAAUGCAACAUCAGCUUUAACCACUACACUCUCUAUGAUUACAACAACUACACCUAAUAUAACUACAAAUGAAACUACAACCAUUACAACAACUACCGCUAAUAUAUCAAGUACCACAGGUGAAACUACAAAUUCAACGACUACUAUUGGUGUAUCUACGGACAAUGCAACAACUACUGGUAUUUUGACCAAUGCAACAACAGUGGAACCAGCUAACACAACUUUAAAUAAUAUAACUACAGUUCCCCCAAAUGUUGAUUCUAAUAUCACAACCACACUCCCCUUGGCUACGACAAUGCCAGCAAAUGCAACUACUAUUGUUAAUCCAAAUGCAACUACUACUGUUAAUCCAAAUGCAACUACUACUGUUAAUCCAAAUGCAACUACUACUGUUAAUCCAAAUGCAACUACUACUGUUAAUCCAAAUGCAACUACUACUGUUAAUCCAAAUGCAACUACUACUGUUAAUCCAAAUGCAACUACUACUGUUAAUCCAAAUGCAACUACUACUGUUAAUCCAAAUGCAACUACUACUGUUAAUCCAAAUGCAACUACUACUGUUAAUCCAAAUGCAACUACUAUUGUUAAUCCAAAUGCAACUACUACUGUUAAUCCAAAUGCAACUACUACUGUUAAUCCAAAUGCAACUACUACUGUUAAUCCAAAUGCAACUACUAUUGUUAAUCCAAGUGCAACUACUAUUGUUAAUUCAAACGUGACUACAACAAAUCUGUCUUCAGCACCUACAACAGCGCCCAAUGGAACUGUAUCAACAAAUACAACCACACUCAGCAAUACAUCAUCUACAGAAGCACCAUUUGGAAACAUGACCACUUCAGGCCCAGGAAUUUUAACCACUCUAAUGCCAACUGAACCACCGGUGGAGCCUUCAUUCGCAUUUCUACAAAUGACAAUGGCGUCAUCUAGUACUGUCAGCAAUGAAACACUGAUCAAAGCCAUCACACAGUUUGUCAGAAACAGACUGGUGGGUACUGAUCCUAUUGUUACAGUGAAAAGCAUUCGGAAAGUGAGUGGGACUCCAUAGAGGAUUUGGACAAACUUUGCAGUGCACUGAUUAUUUCUCAAUUGUAAUUUUGUGAAAAUAACUCAAUGAGUGGACUAUGACUCAGCAUUUAGCUUUGUUGUGAUUACGUCCAAGUUCCUCUGCUUUGAGUAUCAUAUUACGCAGUAUUUGCACAAACACAAUAGGAACCAAAUUCAAAAUGACCAGCUAUAACUGCAAUGGAAUACAGGGGAAUUUACCAUCGCUAUUUAAGAGUACACAAAAGGAGCUCAGCCGUGACCACCCACCCCCUAGGUCUGGGGGAAAAAAAAAAAGGGACAGUCUUGUUCAAGGCUAAUUGAUUUUGUGGUGACUAAUGGCCACAAGACCUACAAUUUGAUUUAAAAUCAAAUUAACAAAACAUUUUGCAGAACCUUGUGUUUUAAAUGUGCUUUGUGUAACUUUGCUAGUGCAAGGCUGGCCACUUGCUUGCCUCUGUGGAAUCUUAUUGUUUGGCUGGAAUGUUCCACAGUAUGGCAUUAAGCUUUUCUAUCUCCAUGGAGACAAAAAUGUAAUGCCAGCGAGCCAUGUUUUGGACCAAAUUUGAAGAAGUUUUUCUAAGUGUUUUGGAGAAAUAACAUUGCCUAUAAUUAAAUAAAUGCAAGACAGUUUAGAUAAGCUUAAUGACAUACUGUGGAAAAUUCCAAAGCAAAACUAUGCAAUUUCUAUGAAGGCAAGAAGGUAGUGGACCCAGAACCUGAAAGUUACACAGUGGACCUUUAAAUGUCCUUUUUGGACUUAAAACAACUGCGUAAUAGUCUCCACGAUGUCUUUGAAAACUUACUUCCAGAGCUGGAGCACUGCGCUCACUGCUCCACAGGACAAACUAAAUCUGAUUAAAUGAAAACAAUCAUGAGAUAUGAUAUGUGUAUAUUUUUUGAUGAUCUUUUAGUAAACAUUUUCAGAAAUCA
Molecule: messenger RNA, 2459 nt
Organism: Boleophthalmus pectinirostris (great blue-spotted mudskipper)
Lineage: Eukaryota; Metazoa; Chordata; Actinopteri; Gobiiformes; Gobiidae
Product: mucin-2-like
Exons: 3
Source: RefSeq, a predicted model, not a curated record